Molecule: messenger RNA, 1503 nt
Organism: Lodderomyces jiufengensis
Lineage: Eukaryota; Fungi; Ascomycota; Pichiomycetes; Serinales; Debaryomycetaceae
Exons: 1
Coding region: 1-1503 (500 amino acids)
Source: RefSeq, a predicted model, not a curated record
AUGAUACUAUCUCACAAUUCACAGGAUUCAUCAUCACCAUCAAAUUUACCAGAAUAUUCAAAACCAGCAGAAAUACUACCUAAUUAUGUUUCGUCAAUAAAUUAUUAUGGAUUAGCCCUUAUUAAAACUGAGUUUAAUACCCCAUACCAUUACAAUGGUACUAAUAGAUCAUGGAGACCAGUAUUAUUACAUAUGAAUUCAACUCAGUUAAAAAUUUAUAGUAUUAAUGGCGAUAAAAAAUUAAAAGAAUUGAUAUUAAAUUUAUAUUUUGAAUUGAAUAACUUGAAUCAAUUGACAAUAGAUGUUAAUACGGAGUUUAGAAAUAAAAAUGGGUUUAAUUUUAGCUCAACAAAUUCUUGCAAUAACGAAUUAAAUGAUCUUUUCGCGGGAGACGCUUAUGGUUGUAACAUUAAUACAUUUGAUCCGAAUAAAAAUUCAUCAGUAUUAAAUCAAACAAGUUUUGAUAAAUUAAAGACGAAAUUAAAGAAUAACAAAAACCAAAAGAUUUUGUCAAAUAUAAAAAGCUACUACGAAAUUUUAAAGGACAAUCAAUUACUAUUUGAAGCAAAUGAUGAAAAAACAGAAACCUUCAACAAAUUUAAGGGUUCAUUAUUACAUUCUUAUAGUUUAACAAAUUUACAAAUUGGUGAAGCUCCAUCAUUAAACCAAUUAAUAUCCGCAAUGUACAAAGAAGAUAAUAACAACUCAUCAAUUUUAAAUCAAACUUCAUCAUUAGUAAAAUAUAAAAAUUGUUUGAGGUUAAGAAUUGAAUACAAACAAAUAUUAUUACAAUUUUGGUCAUUUAAUUCAAUGAUUAAUUGGUUUAGAAAUUUAUCAAUUGGUAAAGAUUUAAGUACACCAUUGGAAUUAAGAACGGUCACAAAAUUAAAAUCAAUACCUUCUAGAUAUUCAAAUAGAAAUAAUGCAUUAUUAGCUGCUACAGCCGCAGCUGCAUGUCAUGGUAGAGGAUCCUUUUCAUCAACAUCACAAUCUUUCACAGAGGAAGUAGAUUUAGCUAGAUCAAGUUUAUUAACUCACAAAGAUUACGACUCUGAUAUCAUGAGUUCAACUUCAUCCCUAAUUGAACAAGAUUCAAUUUUUGAUAAUAGAAGAGAAUCAAUAACAUCAACAUCCACAACCACAUCAAAUGAAGAAUUGAAUUCAAAGUCUCCACAAUAUAUAACAAUAAAUGGCUAUGAAUUUUUCACAAAAGACUUUAGUUAUUCACCAAUUGAAAAACAAUAUAUUUCAAAUUGUAUACCAGAUUUAAAUUCUUAUGAUAGAUGGAAUGGAAAAUUAUGUACAAUAAGUAAUGUUGAAAAUUUUUUAAAAGAUGAAAGAAAUUUCAAAAAUAAUAAAGAUGUUUUCAUAAGUUAUACAACUUUAAAUGAUUUAGUUUUGGGGUUUGAUAAAAAAUUUUUAAAUCAAUCUCAUAACAAAUUAUAUACUACAAGAACUUUUUUAAUUCAUCAAAGUGGAUUAGUUGGAAUUGCACAAGAUUAG